Molecule: messenger RNA, 5339 nt
Organism: Vespula vulgaris
Lineage: Eukaryota; Metazoa; Arthropoda; Insecta; Hymenoptera; Vespidae
Exons: 2
Coding region: 250-2397 (715 amino acids)
Source: RefSeq, a predicted model, not a curated record
AGCGAGUUGGGGGACGAGCUGUGGUUCAUAGAAUUUGGUCGUGGUGCAGCGCUACCAUUAACACCAGAAGAAGCUUCAACGGAUGGUGAACCAAUUUUACCUUGUGCUCAAGGACAUAUUGUUUAUGAAACUACAAAAGUGAUAUUGCCGGAGUUGUCAAACGGUUCUACAUUUCAUGCAACGCCAAACAGCAAAGAAUUGAAGGUCACAGAAAGUGCUGCAGAACAAAAAAUACUAUGGAAUAGGUCUAUGUUGAAAUCAUUAGAAGAAUGUGCAAAUAUCACUAAUAAAAAUAUAACAAAGGAUAGGAUAAUUUCAUCGGGACGUGCUGCUAGACCAGAAAACCUUGAUAUCACACCGUGGUACCAUGAGAACUUCUCUAUCCCAAACAGCUCGUCAGAAUAUAUGGUUCAUCGAAACUUCGACUCCUCAAGCUCACACGUUACUAAAGAAUUCAAACUUAAGUUAAUUUCAAAAAAGGAUAGUAGUGUUGAAACAGAUACUCCGCAAAUAGAAUCAAUCGGUGUCACGCCUAGAAAGGCUUACAUGGAUUUAGUUGAUGCAAUCGCAUUGUUAGAUGAGACUUGUCCAAAUCAAGAAUUUAAUCCGUCCGAUACAAUAAAAAUAACAGAGGCUUCUUUAUUGCCAUAUACAGAAUGUAAAAAAUUAAAAUCAAAAAAUAAGUCGAGAAAUUCUUAUAAUCACGAUCACGAUCGACUUAAUCAACGUUCAUUUAAAAGACGUCCACAGGAUAAGAAUAAAAAUCGACCAUUAAUGAAGAAAUUUGGAAAAUCGAAAACCGAGGAAAUGCCAUUUUUAAUAAAGUUGUCGCCAAAUCUUGGCACCAUUCGUAAACCUUGCUUUCAGAAAACUAGAUCAAGAAAAGUUCUCGAACAACCUACUUUAAAUAAAAUCAGUUCUUUGAAAAAAUUUAUCUUUGAUACGACGCAUGUUACAGGAAAUUCUGUUGUUAAUUUUAAAAGUAUUAGCGAAACAACAACAGAUGUUCAAACUAGGGUUGAACAAACUAAUAAUCAGCAAGAGAAACAAUUGAAAAAGUCUAAAACGAUGGAGUUACCUAUUAGAAGAUAUUCUGAUAUAGGUCAAAGUUCUUCUGUGACAAUACAUUCCUUUGAAACAGACGAUUUAGAUACAGCUUUCUCUCGAAAGACACCUCUUCGAAAUUAUCGAAGAGCUUCAUUAGAUAACAUAAUCGAUACCGGAUCUUGUUCGUCGUUAGUGAAAGAUAUGAUAACGAAUAAUUCAAAAUUUAGCAUGCAACAACGAUUCAAUAGUAUAGAUACAUUAAUAAAACACAAAGUAAUCAUAAAUGAACAAAGUGUUUCUUCUAGUAAGUAUGUAGGUUCUUCAUUCACAGAAUUAGAUAGGUGGAGUAGCUUUUCUAAGAAACAACAAGAAAUAAAAAAAUGUAUAACUCAUUCAACGAUUGAUUGUAUUUGUACAAGUUUAAAAAUUGGCGGAAGUACACCAAAUUUGAAAGAGAGCAUUUCAAACUCUCUAUUAAUAAAUACAUCAAGCAAUGUAAAAGAAUAUCAACAAAUAACCGCUCUAAAAAAACAGAAAGAAAUCAGUCGUUUAGAAGAUCAAAGAAUAGUUAGAAAUACAACCUCGAAGUGUCAAAAAUGGCAAAUUUUUUUUGAACCUUUGCAAGACACGUUAGAUAUGUUUAAUGAAUUACGCAAAGUAAGCAGUUUACUGAAUAUACCUUCUUGGGAGAAAUUUUCUAAAGUAGACAAAACGUUUGUUCAAAUACCAAAACAGAUUUUUUUAAAUAAAAAAGAAACAGUAAGACAUGAAAGUAGCGGACAGUAUAUUGCAAGUGAAAGGAGCGAACUAAGCACAAAUAGACAAAACGAAAGGAAAGAACAACUUUCGAAGUUAAUAGGAUCAGUUCAAUGUAAAAAAACAUAUUUCCCAUUAGAUCAUGUUCUUAAAGAAAAACAGCAAACAGAUUCUAAAGCAAUUUCUUUAACCACUGCAAAGGAUUUAACUUCACAGACUGAAGUAGAUUCUAAAUUCUACCUAUCGGAUAUUUUUAAUGUACCUUUAGAGAAAAGGAAUGUACAAGAACAGAAAGAGAUGGAUAUGAAAAUAAAACAAGCAACAAAGGCAAAACACAAUCAUUGUCUUGAAAUAAAGGUUGCUAAUCCUAUGUUUCAAAAAGAAAGUAGCUCUCAGAAAAUGGUACAAAUUCAGGGACGGACCAAUGAUUUUUACGAGAUUGUAUCAUCUAAAACAGUGCCGAAUUGCGCUGAAAAACAAUUGAGCAUAGUCUCUGCUGAAGAAGAUACAAAAUUAGAGAACUUUACCCUUGGUUCUAAGGUUGACUACCAGUCAGUUAUUGAGCAAAAGCGGACCAAAUGCUUUCCUUUAUAAUGCAUGUAUGUAGAUCUACUUGUAGAUAAUGUUCCAUAAUAAAAACACAUUGUGUUUGCAUUAAAAAUGUACAAUGCCAGGGACAGGAGCCUUACGUAUAUAGUGAAUCAUGUUUUAAUUAAACUGUUUCACUAUUGUUUAGCUAUACUAAUGGUAACAAAUUUAACACUUAUUUCUAAUGCUGUACAGGAUAUAACGGACAUUCGAUGUGGAUUGUAUUAUUGGUUUCUACAAUAAAUAUUACGCAGAAUUCAUAAAAUUGGACAGGAUUACAAUCCUUUUUGAUCGAGCUUUUGAUAAUAAUGGACAUAAAUAUAAUGAAUAGCAUGAUCCCUUAAACACUGUCAAAAAUGAAAGUGGUACAAUACUAAAAUAUAUACAAAAAAGUAUGUGUAAUAUAACUUGUAUCAUUUUGUCAAUGAUUUUUGAGGUGCCUUGCCUUGUAUAUAUGUUACAUGAUGUGUGCGUGCGCGCACACACACAUAUUUUUAACAAUGAAUAAUUUUUCAAAUGUAUGUAUAGAUAUAGCAAAUUGUUUAUAGUAAUAAUUGGCUUUUCAUGUGUCACUUUCAUCAAGGCAAGGAUCGGAUCAUUUUUCUAUACUGCUUAUACAAAAUAAGAACAUAUUUGUAAAAUGUUGGUCUAUAUUACACAUUAUUUCUUUUGUUAAAAACUGCAGACCAACAAAAUAUUUAAUAGUCCAAAGUUAACAAGAUUAUUAAUCAUUAUAAGGAAGGAGAAUUAGGACUUGGAUAAGAUGUGUUUAUAUAGAAUGUAGCUUAAGUGUUUAUAAAAUUGUUAGAAAAAUAUUAUUGUAACAGAAAUGAAAUAUUGUUCUGUAAAUAUAUCGAUGGAAAGUAAAUAAGAUAAUUGUUAAUAGAAAUAAGAUGGGUCAAUAUGAAUACUUGUAUAGAGAUUCUAAUAGUAACUUGUUCCUUUUUCAUUUUAUUUUUUAUUUAUAAAAUAAAACUAAAGUAUUUUAAUUACAAAGUCCAUCCAGUAAAAUAUUAGGAUUCUUUUUAAAUUUUUUACCAUAAAUCAAUGAUUUUUACUUUUUAUAUUGUCUCUUACUUAAAAAUAACUUUUACAAUUUCCUCCAAAUAUUUAUUACUUUGAAUUUGAUGCUCCUCGAACAUCGAGUGUCCAAAAGUAAUGCUACCACGGAAUAUAAAUCAUGUAAGUAUUUAAUGUUUUUCAUUUAUCAGAAAUACAUAAAUUAAGAUUUAUUUAUUCAAUCAUAUUUUUUCGUAUUCAAGUUUAUUUUUAAUAAAAUUACCUUUUUAUGAUAUCAGAUAAAGUAAAAUUAUUUUAUAUUUAAUGUAUAUUACAAGCUAUGUAAUAUUUAAGCGAAUAUACUAUUGUUUAAACAUUAUAACCAUAGAAAUAAUUCAUCUAACGAUUAUUUAUUAUUUCUAAUAUGACGAUAAGUUGAAGUGUUACCAAAGUUACUAUAAUAAUAAUUGUAAAUUUAUCGAACGAAAAAUGAUAAAAUUCUGCAUUUUUUCUGUAGAAGGAUGAUAAACACUAAACGAAUCAUACUUCGACAUUUUUCCAUCUUCUCUGACGAUCAUGGAAACUAAAUGAAAUUGAAUUAAUUAAAUUUAUAUAUGUUUAUAAGUAACUACAACGUAAUAAAAUAACCGAUUAGUAAAUAUCAAAUUAUAAAAUAUUAUUAUACAAAAUGGUGUUAUACAUAGUAAACAAAAGUAUGAUUAGCAUUGCACAAUAUGAGUACUUCAAUGUCCAGUUAGAAACGAAAAAAAAACAUUUUGCAAAAGCACGGAAAUAUGCAGCCAUUCGCCCGGUAGUACUUGCGUUUUAUAAUUAUAUAUAUAUAUAAUUUAGUUACAGAUUUUAGAUAUAAUUUAGACAUAGAUUUCGAAAAAUCUUUUCUAUAGCAAGUACUACCGACCCAGGUCCCACCACGUGGAGGUAGCUGCAUUUGGGGACCCACGGACUAACGGGGACUCUACUCUAAAAUCCGCGAUCCGAGAUGCCUUUCCGCUUCGGGUGCUUCGGGCUUCUCAGCAAACUGGAGAUGUAUAAAACCCCGCUUACAGAUUGCUCCACUGUCCACACCGUCGGCUUCAGACAUCUCGAGACACGACCGGUCGUGUCUGUUUCGAUUUCACAAAUCAAAACGAAGUCCUCGGUAGGACUAAAUCUCGCGAUCGCGAACACCCAAGCGCGUGCCGGCCGUCACGCGCGUGAGUGUUUUCCCUAACAUUCGCGUACGGAAGCAAGGAGACAUACCCUCCCUGCAUAUAAUAAAUAUUACAUGCAGAGAGGUUCCUUUAACUUCCGUGUAAACGUCCCUCGUUGAUCCGUUCCACGGUCACCUAAUCUGAAACAGAAAAAGAAUAGAACAAGAAAAGAUAAACAUGUAAAAAUUACAUUUAAAAUUAUAUACAACAAGCCAUUGUAGACGAUAACAUCCCUGUAAAAAUAUAAUUUCACCAUGGUAGAUCUCUCGAUGAUCUAACCUGAAACAGAAAAAGGGUAAUGAAAAAUGAAAGAAACAUAUACAGAAAAGAAAACAAUAGAAUAUAUAUAACUGCUAGAAAAGAAUAAUGUAAUAGAAAUAUAUAUAAUCUAAAUAUUACAAUGAAUAGGAAUGCACAGAAUACAUACAAUUGUAUAAUAGAUGAAUAAAUGAAUUUUACGACGAUCGCACCCUCGAUGAUUCAUUUUUCGAACAUUUAACCAGAUACAGAAAAACGGUUAAAGAAGAAGAGAAGAAGAAAAGGAAAACAAGAGAAGCAGAGGUAAAGAAAAACAGAGCACUAACAGAUGCCGAGACGGCAGCCCGCUCAAUGGCCCACACCCGAGGGCCCCUCCCAAGGGUCCCACCCAAAAGAGACUAAAAUAAUUAAUCACAAAUAAUUGUUUCAAUUACUAUAUAGAUAUACGUUUCAAAAAAUAUAUAUAUAUUAAAUAGAAAA